AUGUCACAGAUGGUCAGCUCUUCCAACAAACAAGUUGUAGAAGCCCCCGCAUCUACCUCUGCGACUGGCAACGGCGUCUUCGUCGCAAAGCCAGUGGAAGAAGCGGCGGUGCUGAGCAGCAUCAAUGUCCAAUGUGAAGGGCAAGCCAACAGCUCGCCCCUUGGACACAGAUCGAAUGAUGACCUACGACCCUUGAGAUCCACGUGCCUCUCCAAUGACCUGGCCGCAUCAUGGCAAGCAUGUGGAAGGGAAAUCCCCAGGGAAACCCACACGGAUCCACACAGCGCCUGGGCCCGCUGCGAGGUUUGUGCCCUCCAGCUGUGGUAUCAGCCACGGAAGGGCUCUCCUUCCAGCCACACUGCGGUCCACAAUGCAGUGAUGGUACAAAGGGCCUUGACGCAACUCCAGCCGAUGCUUCAUGGUGCACUUCCAACGGAAGAGAUUGUGAAAGCCAUGUUGGACAAGAUCACGGCCAAGGAGAAGUUGAACAUCAAGGUGCAAUAUAUCUUCUGGGGAAGCCCAACGUCGGUCACAAAGUCCAAGGCAGCUUCCAAGAACAUGGAGAAAAAGGUGGUUGUCACCAAGGUCUACCGGCGACCAGUCCUUCCGACGGGAAUUGAAACAACCCGCUCUGCAUACUAUCCAGUUCGGAUGGUGGAGUCAAUUGUGCGACACUGGAAGAAUCAACUUGCUCCUCAACAUCAUGUUCAAGCUUUGACUUCUCCUGAUUUUGUGGAGCACCCCAACCUUGCAGAGUGCGAUGUGAAGUGGACGCAACGUCUCCAAGCUCUACCUGCUGAAGAGGUGCUUCCACCUGUUCCUGAUGAUUUGAUGUUGAUUUGUCUGACGGCUAUGACCCUUCUAUACUUGAAGCUCCUCAACAUAGGGAUGGUGUCCCUGAAGAAGAUCGACAAGCUUGGCAUGCCAAACUGCAGCACUAUCACCGUGCAGCAGGACACCCCACGAACAACAACCUCGUUCACCUGUUUCGCGAUGCUGGACUUCCCAAGUGGAAGAUCGAAAUUGCUCGAGAUCUUCGAUGCGAUUGCUUGUGAUCGUCUUCUACAACACAGUAAAAGUUCAGGUGAAGUGCCAAGGGCAACAACUCACCCCUGGUGCAAGGCGUGGGAGACCGUCAGAGCUGACUCCAGCGAGUGGCAUGUUCCAGACCAGCAGAUCAAAUUCAAAUUUUCAUCCUGCUUAUAG
Cladocopium goreaui is the source of this 1206-nucleotide messenger RNA. The record is from the annotation of a GenBank genome assembly. NCBI's taxonomy places the organism in Eukaryota, Dinophyceae, Suessiales, Symbiodiniaceae.